Messenger RNA from Polyodon spathula (Mississippi paddlefish), 1964 nucleotides. RefSeq names its product protein SDA1 homolog. Lineage: Eukaryota; Metazoa; Chordata; Actinopteri; Acipenseriformes; Polyodontidae. The record is from RefSeq and is a predicted model, not a curated record. Gene Ontology annotation, cellular component: nucleolus. The transcript has 16 exons. Bases 106 to 1689 code for a protein of 527 amino acids. Gene Ontology annotation, biological process: ribosomal large subunit export from nucleus; ribosomal large subunit biogenesis.
UGUGCCAACAUGGCGUCUUUCUUGUUACCACGCAGGGACUACAGAUGAAAACUUCAAUAUAUAUGUUUGUUUUUUUUAACGCCAGACAGCACUUUCACAGUAAUAAUGUCGGGAAGAAAUAACAACAAACUACCCACCAAUCUGCCACAAUUGCAGAAUUUAAUCAAAAGAGACCCACAGUCCUACACGGAAGAGUUUCUGCAGCAGUAUAGGCACUACCAAUCCAAUGUGCAGAUCUUCAAGCUUCAGCCGGACAAGCCAAACAAGGAACUGGCUGAACUAGUCAUGUUUUUGGCUCAGGUUGGACACUGCUAUCGAGAGCAGCUCACCAACUUUCCCCAGGAGCUGAAGGAGCUGCUUUUCUGCCACCACACAGUCUUAGCGCAUGACCUGCGAAUGACUUUCUGUAAAGCCCUGAUUUUGUUGAGAAACAAAGACCUCCUAAACCCCACAAGCUUGCUGGAACUCUUCUUUGAGCUUCUGCGAUGUCAUGACAAGCUUCUUAGAAAGACCUUGUAUAUCCAUAUUGUGACUGACAUCAAGAAUAUCAAUGCAAAACAUAAGAACAACAAAGUUAACACAACUUUACAGAACUUCAUGUACACCAUGCUAAGAGACAGCAAUGCAGUUGCUGCAAAGAUCUCACUUGAUGUAAUGAUGGAGCUUUACAAGAGAAACAUCUGGAAUGAUGCCAAAACUGUCAAUGUCAUAACAACAGCAACCUUCUCAAAAGUGUCAAAGAUUAUCCAGCCAGUGAUGAUGACCAUAGCAAACAAUUUUGUCACAGACCGAAACUCUGGAGAGGUUAUGACAGUGGGGAUCAAUGCCAUCAAGGAGUUGACUGGCAGGUGUCCCCUCGCCAUGACAGAGGACCUUCUGCAGGACCUCGCGCAGUAUAAAGGACAUAAAGAUAAAAAUGUAAUGAUGUCUGCAAGAGCUCUGAUACAGCUUUUCAGAACUUUGAAUCCCAAGAUGUUACACAAAAGGGACAGGGGUAAGCCUACUGAAGCUUCAAUAGAAGCCAAGAUUCCUGGCUAUGGAGAAUUGGAAUCUAAAGACUACAUUCCUGGGGCAGAAGUACUGGAGGUCGAACAAGAGGAGGUCGCUGAUGAAGAGGGAUGGGAGAGUGCCAGUAUGAGCGAGGAAGAGGACGAUGGAGAGUGGAUCGAUGUGCAGCAUUCCUCGGAUGAAAUGCAGCAGGAAGUGGCUGAAACAUUAAAGGGCAUUACUGAAGAGGAGAAAAAAGCUAAAGCAGCCGCUGUCACUGUGAGCAGGCUUCUAACACAAGAGGAUUUCAAGAAAAUCCGCCUCGCUCAAAUGGCCAAAGAGGUGAAUGCUGCCCCUGGAAAAGGUCAGAAGAGAAAGAAUGUGGAUAGUGACGACGAAAGCAGAGGGGAACUGCUUACUUUGAGAGAUAUUGAGUAUCUGCAUAAGAAACCCAAAUCUGACAAGGAAACAAGACUGGCAACCGCAAUGGCUGGAAGAACCGAAAGGAGUGAAUUUGGGAAGAAAAGGGGAAAACUGAAUCCCUACGCCAGCACCACUAACAAGGACAAGAAGAAGCAUAAGAGUUUCAUGAUGAUGAGAUACAGCCAGAAUGUUCGGACUAAAAACAAGCGCUCCUUUAGAGAUAAGCAGGUUGCUCUCCGUGAUGCGCUCCUGAAAAAGAAAAGAAUGCAUAUGAAAUAACAGCCAUUCUACCCAGGACAACAACAAUUAAAACAUUCUGUGCACUGCAGAGAAGCCAAUGAAAUAAAGCUGAGUAGCUUGCAUUAUUCUAUUUAAGGAACGUUUUACUUUUACCCUGAUACCAGGGUAUACCUGUCUGUGAUUUGUUAUACAUCAUUUUGAAAAAAAUGUGUGUUAAAGAUUGACUGUACCAGUAUGUUGUAUCAUAAAGGUGUUUAAGUAGACUAUUUCCUACAACUUUUCUAUUAAACAAACAAAUCUAUAUUUAAACUUCA